UGGUUCUGGAGGGUGAUGCAUUGCAUAUUUGCAUGUGUGUAUAUAUAUAUGAGUAAAUAUUAACUGUAAUGCCAACAUUAGCUUUAACAUGAUUUGGUUCUACUGCACAUGUGCUCUACUUUUCAUCCUGAAAACUAGCAGUGCAGUAGACACCUUACUUCCAAAUCAAACACUUAAAGAUGGGGAUACCAUUGUUUCAGCUAACGAAUUCUUCGAACUGGGGUUCUUCAGUAGGUAUCGAAAUGUACGGUACUUGGGGAUAUGGUUUAAGAAAGUUGAUAAAGGUACCGUUGUAUGGGUUGCCAAUAGAGAUGUUCUGCUUGCCGGUUUCAUGGGCAUGCUUAAGUUCACUGACAAGGGAACUCUGCAGCUUUUCAGUGGCAACAACACCUUAAUUUGGUCAUCCCAACCCUCCAAAACAAUCGCAAAUAUUAAUCCGGUAGCACAGCUAUUGGAUACUGGGAAUCUUGUCAUCCGGGAUAAUGUUACUGGAGACUUCAUCUGGCAAAGCUUUGAUCACCCUGGUAACACUUGGCUACCAGGAAUGAAAAUCGGUGUGGACCUUGUAACGGGGAUACAGCGGAACCUGACAUCGUGGAAGAGUCGUGGUGAUCCUUCACCAGGUUCUUAUACAGUUUCUAUGGACAUAAAUGGAUUCCCGCAGUUAUACAUCGCAAAUAUGAAAGAUAAAUCCCGUUGGCAUCGCAGGGUUGGAUCUGCUAACGGUGUGGGCUUUACUGGGAUGCGUGGUCAGGGACAAAGCGGCUUCUAUGAAUUUGAAACCGUUUACAAAACAAGAGAGGAGAUAUACAUCAAUUUUACUUCACUAAUCAAUUCAUCUUUUUCAAGGAUGAUGUUGAAUUACCAAGGCAACUUUCGGCAGUUUGUUUUGAAUAGUAGUAAAUGGGAGGAAUAUAUAACGCCUUUCCAGGACGAAUGUGAGAUUUACGGUGUAUGUGGUGCUUACGGCAGCUGUAACAUUAAUAAUUCCCCAGUGUGUACGUGUUUAGAAGGAUUUGAACCUAAGGUGCCUAAAGAAUGGUCAGCUAAUGAUUGGUCAAAUGGGUGUAAGCACGAAAUACCCAUGAAUAAUGAAACUGGGUAUAACUUCAGCAAGUUUAGCAACCUGAAAUUGCCCGACUCACGGGAUACAUGGUUCAACAGUACCAUGUCCCUUGGGGAGUGUGAGAAGGUUUGCACAGGUAACGUCUCGUGUACUGCUUAUGCAAAUACUGAUAUUAGAGAUGGCGGAAGUGGAUGCUUAAUGUGGUUUAGUGAGCUGGUGGACAUGAGAGACGCUCCUCAAGGAGAUGAUUCAGGGCAAGAUAUCUAUAUAAAAAUGGCCAAUCCUACAUUUGGAGACAAGAAGAAAACACAUCUUAAAGUGACCUUCCCAGUAGUAUUUGUGGUAGUUCUGAUCACCUUGGGACUGAUACUAUAUGCUUGGAAAAAGAAGAAGAAUUCACAUGAUAUAUGUGAAGAUUUGGAGCUGCCAUUAUUUAGCUUGGAUAAGAUAGCUAAGGCCACCGGCAACUUUUCAAUCAACAAUAAGCUAGGGCAAGGAGGUUUUGGUGAAGUUUACAAGGGUGUUCUUGAAGAGGGAGGAGAAAUUGCCGUGAAGAGGUUGUCAAAGACAUCAAGGCAAGGACUUGUUGAGUUCCAGAAUGAAGCCAUGUGUAUUGCCAAGCUUCAGCAUCGUAAUCUUGUCAAACUUUUGGGAUAUUGUGCUCACGGAGACGAAAUGAUGUUGAUUUAUGAAUACAUGCCCAACAAAAGCUUGGACUAUCUUUUAUUUGAUGAAAACAACUCCUCAUUACUUGACUGGCCUCGACGCAAUCACAUCAUAAACGGGAUUGCACGAGGACUUCUUUACCUACAUCAAGAUUCGGUCCUUAGAAUAAUUCAUAGAGAUCUAAAAGCAAGCAAUAUUUUGCUUGAUUCUAACAUGAACGCGAAAAUAUCUGACUUUGGCUUGGCGAGAAUGUUCAAAGAAUAUGAGACUGAAGCCAAUACAAACAAAGUUGUUGGUACACUGGGAUACAUUUCUCCGGAGUAUGCAGCUAAUGGGAAUUUCUCAGCAAAAUCAGACGUAUUUAGCUUUGGUGUUUUGGUGCUAGAGAUUGUGAGUGGGAAGAAGAACAGAGGAUUCACUCACCAAGGUCACCAUGAUAACCUUCUUGGGCAUGCAUGGAGACUCUACAAGGAAGCAAGGCCACUGGAACUGGUUGAUGCAGCUUUAGGGGACUCAUGGACUGCAUCGGAGGUGCUUCAAGCAAUACAUGUUGGUUUAUCAUGUGUGCAACACCAUGCAUAUGAUAGACCAAAUAUGUCUUCUGUGGUUCACAUGUUGGGCGGUGACGGUGCACUGCCUGUGCCAAACCAACCUGGCUAUUAUGCAGAACUGACUAAGCAUGAAGUCGAGUCUACCUCAAGCAUGCUACUACUUUUGGGUUCAGUUAAUGACUUCACAAUUACACAACUAGAUGCUCGGUAAUUACAUAGAAGUGCUUCAAACAAUACCUGAUUUGCAUCCAGAGAUGGUGCCUUUUUAUUUCCUUUGGCAGGGAACGGAAUAUGAAAGAUCUGGCUUCUAUUUCAAGUAGUCCCUGCACCUCCAACCCAAGAUCCUGUCUAUCAAAUACCUAUGACUUAUUUAGAUUAUAAUUUUGUUAAAUUAUAUACCUUGUAGCAAACCGUAUAUUAAUUUGGAAUUACACUAAUUUCAUUAUAACUGAGCAGAC
Molecule: messenger RNA, 2741 nt
Organism: Helianthus annuus (common sunflower)
Lineage: Eukaryota; Viridiplantae; Streptophyta; Magnoliopsida; Asterales; Asteraceae
Product: G-type lectin S-receptor-like serine/threonine-protein kinase At4g27290
Exons: 7
Coding region: 89-2494 (801 amino acids)
Biological process (GO): recognition of pollen; protein phosphorylation
Molecular function (GO): protein serine/threonine kinase activity; ATP binding
Source: RefSeq, a predicted model, not a curated record